AUGGAGCUUGCUGCAGCGCACAUUGUGCCGGGCAAUACAUUGACCGCCGUGAUUUCAGAAGAUGCUAUUGAAGAGGCACAUCCUGAAGCACAGGCGCCUUCUCAAGCUAUGCCUGAGGACAGCUUCGAAAUCAAGGACUUCGGGCAUGGCAUUCGCCUGAUGGCGCAGCAGUCCAUCUUUACCGAGUUUAACAUAAAGAUGGACGUGCUGGAAAACUGGAGCGACUUGAAGAACGUCUCAGUCCUGGAGCAGGCACUGCCUGCUGGCCACGUGCCCCUGGCUCGACUCCUCCGGCUCACUCCGGAAGAUCGACCCUUUCCAACACCGGUGCAGGUGGAGGUGCCGACCUGUGCUGGUGCCGAAGCCUUGUGGAGAUCAACGACAGCUGGAUGGGAGAAACUGGAAACCGCGUCUUUCGAGGAGACCCGAACAACGGUGGAACUGGACCACUUUUGCGAGUUUGUCAUCACCGGGGUCUGUCGUCCACUCAAAGGGCUUGGAUUCCUCCAUCCGCGCGGUGAGCACGCACAGGUGGUCGUAAUGCACAUAGGGUGCGAAUCAUGCGAGGGAGGCUUGGAGCUGCUUUGCUCAGACCCAGAUGUGCUGCAACACUUCCGGAGAUGUUCUCCCAACCUUCAGCUGGGAACCUUUCGCCAUGAUGAAGACCUCGAAAUCAAGCAGCCUGGCCGAACUUCAAAAAUGAAAAUCCGGUUCCACCGCAUGCCACUGAUGUCACCGGAGCUGGACACCCAGUCACGGCAACACUUUGAUGUGGAGAUCGAGGAAAAGAACCACUGCUUUAAGAUCCGGCCAGAAGAGGCAACAGCUGCAACAGAUGCAACAGCUGCAACAGCUGCAACAGCUGCAACUGCAGAGCCUGGACUUAAGCCGCAUUCAGCUGGAUCUGCAGAGGCAUCGUCAGCUGCCUUGACCGGCAACAUGGAAUCAGCAGCAGCACCGGCCGCACCCACCGGACCAGCGCCACGAUGGAGACCCUGCGGAAUCUGCAGACGAAGGGCCAACUUCAAGGCCGUUGCCAUGUACACGCAGCCGGUCUCGGUGGCAUCGAGAGAUCGAGGGCACUUAAUGCUCAGCGGACGCUUCAACAGUGAUGCGAUUGUCGCGUACAUGAAGGAAGUGAAGAGUCAGCUGGAGGCUAGACACGUCCCAGUGUUCAUGGUCGAUGCGUCAACUGGCCAAGAUUUUGGCCAAAUAACAUGCGAAGGAUUGUACCGUGCCAAAGGCAUGGUAGCCUUCUGCACCUCAGAGUACGGUGCGUAUACUGGUGUGGGCUACGAAACGUUCUAUGAACUCGAGUUCGCUCACCAGAAUCAGUUGCCGUUGUUUCCCAUCAAGCUCUGUGACCAGUGGCCACCAGCACCACAGAACAACGAACGAGGCACUUGCCAAAAUAAAUUUGUGUUCAAGAAAAGCCUCGUCUUCGCAGAAGAUCUGCAGAUGACCAACGCCAAAGGUGUUGCUGAUAAGAUUGCUGAAUCUGUGGCACGCAUGGGCAUCUUCUGAAAUUACGCGCAGCU
This is a messenger RNA of Cladocopium goreaui, 1538 nucleotides long. Lineage: Eukaryota; Dinophyceae; Suessiales; Symbiodiniaceae. The record is from the annotation of a GenBank genome assembly.